This is a messenger RNA of Filobasidium floriforme, 1886 nucleotides long. RefSeq names its product kinase-like domain-containing protein. Gene Ontology annotation, biological process: autophagy; peptidyl-serine phosphorylation. NCBI's taxonomy places the organism in Eukaryota, Fungi, Basidiomycota, Tremellomycetes, Filobasidiales, Filobasidiaceae. The transcript is spliced from 8 exons. The record is from RefSeq and is a predicted model, not a curated record. Gene Ontology annotation, cellular component: cytoplasm. The coding region runs from base 13 to 1431 and encodes 472 amino acids. Gene Ontology annotation, molecular function: protein serine/threonine kinase activity; ATP binding.
UUGUCCGACCGUAUGCUCGCCGAUAGGUUCGAAUUCAUUCAGGAGAUCGGAUUUGGAAACUGGGGGUCGGUCUGGUCGGUCAGACCUCGCAAGUUGGAAUACCAUCCGUUCCACCGACGACAGGACGACAAGUUCCCGCCUGUCGGGGCUGCCAUCCGCUCUCAGCAUCACAUGGAAAAGGUAGCGGUCAAGUUGGUCCACCGAAAGAAGGAACCCACCACCGCGGCUCGAGUUCGCGCGCUCUGGAGCGAGAUGAAGGUGAUCAGAACGUUGAGGAUGGACCCGCACCCCAGUAUCAUCGGGUUCGACUCGUUCAUCAUCACUCCGAGCUAUGCAAUCGUCACCAUGCCAUUCCUUUCCCAUCUCAUGCCAGUGGGCAUUCCUGAAGAAACCGCCCGGUCGUAUUUCCUCCAGCUUACAAGCGCGAUCGCCUACCUGCACGAUCGCGGAAUCACCCACAACGAUAUCAAGCCGGCCAAUAUCCUCCUGUCUCACAGCGAUAUCCCCGUCCUCGUGGACUUCGGCUUCGCCCAGAGAUGGGACCUUACCAAUACCGACGGCCGGGGGCCAACUGAAAUCAGCUGGGGAACUCCUGAAUACCUCGAUCCACCUCGUGCGAUCGGUCAAUGGCAUGAUGAACGACUUUCGGAUGUGUGGGCACUUGGCAUCACAUUCUUCGAAAUCUUGGCCUCAAGGACUCCCUUCGAAGCUCAUGCCAGCGAAGAUUUCUCCACGCAAGAGCAGCUCAACGUCUAUUACGAACGGACUCUCCGCGGAGAAUGGCUAGGGGAUUGGCAGAUGUCAAACUCUAUGGAGCGUCUUUUGAAAGCGAUGAUCUGUCCAGACCACCACAAACGGUUGACAGCCUCGCAGGCGCAUCGUCAUGUCGCUCUUCAACCUCAGUACGGCUCUGAACACAUGAGCACCCCUCCAUUCGUCCGAACUGCCACAGGUCAGCACGAUCACAGGGCUAAACGACGUAGGGAGCCUCAACCAAAGGCCAAACCUGCAAAAAGGGACAAGUCCGAGAACGUCGCGCUUACAAACGCCAACAGAUUUGGAAGUGAACUUGGAAACGCCGCUCACUCGCCUGCGCGGAACGCACCCAUCCGCGCCAGCGACCUGCUCACCCCGCAGAAACAGAAGGCUUCGGAAAAGAUCUUGGUUGUCACUCCAAACAGAGAUCCCAGAGAAUCCAAAGCUUUGCAUGCAGAGCCAGUCGUCAGCAGCUCAGGUGAGCGCUCGCCACCUUUUGCGAUGGAUCCUGAGGAACCGCAGGAGCAACCCUCUGGCCGUUCGAGAAACAACGCAAUGUCUACCAUCGAGGCGCUCGGGAGGGCAGAGGUACCCACAGAGUCUUCUACACAGGAACGUUCUACAGCGGAGCAAAAACUCAAGAAGGUUCGAUCUUAUGGUAAGUCUUUCAAGUAGACUCGACCGUUGAGGACUCGCGCUUGACACGUCUUACUUGCGCAAAAAGACGUUCUGCGAAAACAAGCCAGUGUUGCAGACGAAGAAGAUAGCGCUGUUCAACCGCAAACGAUAAGAAGGCCUGCUUCCGCAAUGGCAUUACGAUCCAAAGACAGACACAUCUUGGAGAAUGUCGGCUUCGAAACCAAGCAGCACAAUCAGGAAUCCACUUUAGCUCCGGGCAAGAGGGAUCGUUGUGUUUCUCAGCACCGCCGUCAUACCCGGAUCGUCAGUGAGGGUUGUCUUAGAUCGCUCAUUGAUACCCCAAAGGUGGAUUUACCGUCUGAGCUCGACGCGCAAGGUAAGCACAGUCAAAUCUGUAAAGCUUAAGGCUGUCCGGAUCUGAUUCUUUAUCUUGCUAUCUUUAGCCACCGGCCAGAUUCACAAGCAAGAGGCAGAAACACUUUCUUCGGGCG